This is a messenger RNA of Alligator sinensis (Chinese alligator), 1663 nucleotides long. RefSeq names its product intraflagellar transport protein 22 homolog. Bases 173 to 499 code for a protein of 108 amino acids. NCBI's taxonomy places the organism in Eukaryota, Metazoa, Chordata, Crocodylia, Alligatoridae. The record is from RefSeq and is a predicted model, not a curated record. The transcript is spliced from 2 exons.
UUGUAGGAAAAAACUUUAAAGUUUGCUUUUGAGGAGUUAAAAAAAAUCCCCCCAUAAACUAUAUAUAUUUUGAAAUGUAAAAGAGCCAAAGGGCAGCUCUGCUCUGAGUUUGCCAGCUUCCCAUUUUUCAUUUAUCUGCUUUCCGAGGUUUGAAUCGUGCUGGCCAGCUCUGAUGAAAGACGCCCAUGGUGUUGUAAUCGUUUUCAACCCGGACCUGCCCAGUCACCUUAAGGAAAUUGAAACCUGGUACUCCUGCUUUGUGCAGCAGCAGCAGUUACUAGACAGCCAGUGUCUCCUGGUUGCACAUCACAAGCCUGGCAGUGCUGUGGAUUCAGAAGGUCCCUCCUUAGCUGCACCUCUGAACAAACUGAAAUUAAUACAGUCCAGCCUGGAAGAAGACCCUGAAGACGUUCGGAUGGAAUUUAUGAAAUACUUCAAAAGCAUUGUCAACUUGCUAAAUGAAAGCAGAGAUAGGGAAGAGAUGUCAAUUAUCACGUAAUGCUGAAAGAAAGAAUGAAGAGAGAGAGCGAGCGAGUACUGUUUUGCAGUUUGAGAUCUGUCCUAGCCAAGAAAUAACUCUAGAACUUAUCUCAUUAAGGAGAGUUUGCCAGUGGAUAAACACUAUAAGAAUAGUUUGUGAGUGAUUUUUCCCCCAGAGAAAAUAGAUGCACGGCUUAAGACUCCUCAAGAGACUGAAGGCUGAAUUCAGAUGAACUGUUAUCCAAAAGAUUUGGCUGUAAAUCCAGGAAUGCAAGUAACUUUAGCUGUCCCCUGACCAGGUGUGUUCUUGGAUAAAGUUCAAGAAGGUAUCUUCUAAUAUGUUUAUAUGGACUCAGCUAAUUAACUAUAUAUUUAGUUUGUGAAGACAUUAAGGAAUUGGCUAGUUCUUAAUGGAGUCACCUAAGAAUGUUCUCAUCCUUUUCCAGAAAAAGCUAAAUGAAUGGGCCAGGCAGAACAAGUUUUAGGAAUCUGUGUUUAAGCCACUUGGGUAAUGUGUCUAUGGCAGCUGUGCUCUUACUUGGAGAAAAUAUGCUUUUGGAUGUCACUGGUUGGAACUGAGAUGUGAGCCUUAAGUCUCUGGUGAAAUCUAUGUUUUAAUGUCCCCAAAUUUCCUCACCUCUCUGUCCAGGAUCUGAAGAGCAUAUCAUUUUACAGGCUUGUGUUCUGGCAAGAUAGAAUAAACUGCAACCUUUAUUCUGACAAGCCUUUCCAUCCACUGCAACAAAACUCCCAUAUUUUCUCAAUAGCAGCAAUGUGGAGCCGGCACUGCUCUUCCGGCCCUGUAGCAGUAGUGGCAGGGAUCUGCUGCUGCUGCUCUGGGGCCAGGCUAGAAUAGCAGUGCCAGGUCCACACUGCUGGCAUGGGGCAGGCUGGAGCCAUGCUCCAUGCCCUGGGCUGCAGCAGGGACAGAAGCUGGUUCAGAGCAAAGACAAGGGUGGAGGGCUGAGGGGCAGGCAGGGGAGAGAGGCUUCAGGAGGGGGAGAGGUUGGAGGAAGUGGGGCAGGGACCUGAGGCUAUGGGUGACAGAAGUGGUGUGCAGGGGGAAACAGGGAAAGUGGGAAUUGGGGCAACCUGAGGCUGUGGCAGAGGGACUGGUAUGGGGGAUGGGCAGCAGAGGAUAAGCUGCCUGCCUCCCUCACUGUCUGCCCCCCCCUCCCCACCC